Molecule: messenger RNA, 2018 nt
Organism: Formica exsecta
Lineage: Eukaryota; Metazoa; Arthropoda; Insecta; Hymenoptera; Formicidae
Gene: ppan
Product: protein Peter pan
Exons: 6
Coding region: 1-1257 (418 amino acids)
Biological process (GO): ribosomal large subunit assembly; rRNA processing
Cellular component (GO): preribosome, large subunit precursor
Molecular function (GO): rRNA binding
Source: RefSeq, a predicted model, not a curated record
AUGGGUCGUAAAAAGGGUCGUUGCGUUAAGCGAAAUAAGCAAAUAAACGUGGGGGAAAAGGAAGAGUUAGUGCAAGCACCUCAUUCCUUCGUAUUUCAUCGUGGCUUGCCAGGAGAACACAUUGUGGAGCUUACUAAAGAUUUUCGCAGAGUUAUGGAACCCUUUACAGCUUCAUCCUUAAAGAUUCGGAAGAAAAACACUAUUAAAGACUUUGUCUCUGUUGCGGGCAUUUUUCAUAUCAGUCACAUAUGUAUAUUUACAAAAACGGAGCUAGGAAUGUAUCUCAAGCUUUGCAGAGUGCCUAGAGGGCCCACUCUUACUUUUAAAAUACAAAGUUUUUCCCUGGCACGAGAUGUAAUAUCUAUGUUAAAGAAACAAAUGGUAUAUGAAGAGGCCUAUAAAAAUGCUCCAUUGGUGAUUUUAAAUAAUUUUAGUGGGGAAGGCAUGCAAUUAAAACUUAUAGCCUCUACAUUCCAAAACAUGUUUCCAACCAUAAAUUUAACAACUAUUAAUUUGAGCACGAUUCGUCGUUGUGUAUGUUUAAAUUACAAUACAACAUCGAAAACCAUCGACUUUAGACAUUAUGCGAUCAAGGUUGUACCUACAGGUUUAUCAAGAGGUGUUAAGAAAUUAGUACAAGCAAAAAUACCAAAUUUAUCUAAAUGUCAAGAUAUCUCGGACUUUUUAACAAAACCGACCAUGUCUGAAAGUGAAGCAGAAGAUGAUGAAACUAGUCAUGUUACCUUAUCACAAAAAUUAUCUUCAAGGGGGAAUCAUACUAAUUCUAAGAGCGCGAUUAGAUUAUACGAAUUGGGACCAAGAAUAACUCUACAGUUGAUCAAAGUAGAAAAUGGACUUCUCGAUGGUGAAAUACUUUUCCAUGAGUUUAUACAUAAAACAGAAGAAGAAAAACUUGCGAUAAAGAAAAUGAGGGAAAAGAAGCAAAAAUUGAAGGAAAAAAGAAAAAGAAUACAAGAAGAGAAUAAAAGGAAGAAGGAAAUACAAAAAGAAGAACACAAAGAGAAAUCGUUCAAGGGAAUUCAGAAAAAAAGGGAAAGUGACAUGUUGUUACAAAAAAUUGCAAAGGAAUCUACCGCAGAGAGUAAAUUGGAAAAAGAUGAUGAUGUGCAGUAUUAUCGUGAAGAAGUAGGAGAAGAACCUGAUAAAGAUCUGUUUCAAACAAAAAUUGGUACAAAGAGACCACAUAAGCAUAUGUUAAAAUAUAAAUCAAAGAAAGUAAAAUUUGAGAAGUCGUAGUAUAAAAUUAAAUAUUUGUGAACUAUAAUAAUUAACAAUACAUUACUGUUACUUUUUAAAUUAUGUACGUACAUGUAAUAAGUGGUCAUAAUUUUUGUAUAUCCUUUCAUACAUCCUAUAUCUUAGUCAAGUUAAAUUUAAUUAUUUUAUAUCACAGAUAUCAUAUUAUCUUCAAAAAUGUAAAAUUGGUAAAAAAAAUAUAAUAUUGUUUUAUAUAAAAUCGAAGUGUUAUAUUGUCAUAUAAAGUAUAAAAUAUAAUUAAUCAAUUUCAUAUAUCUAUUACAAAAAUAUAUCAAUAUUAUGUCCUAUAAUUAAAGAUGUAAUAUUUACAUUUACACAUUUUAUAUACUUUUAUAAACUCUAUCUUACAGUACAAACUUUAAGUUCCAAUUAUUGUUUUAUUAAAACAAUAUAAAUAAACUAAAAAAUAUACUAUUUCAAUUAGAUAAUACUAAUACUAUUUCAAUAAAAGAGAAAUUUUGUCAAAUAUAUGACGAUAUAAGAUACGAGUUCUCGUAAUCAUGAAUUUGUGAAUUGCAACAAUUUUUCGUACUCCGCUAUUUGCUUUUCAAGCUCCUUUAUGGUUUUCGAUCGAGAACGACAUACUUCCUUCAUGAACUGUUUUUCCUUUUCUAAUUUUGUUAUUCUUAUUUCAUCCUGCGUAAAAAAAUCAUAUUACGUAAAACAAUAUAAAAGUUAUGACAAUAAUAUAGUGAUAGUCAAUAGAACUUUAACAACGAAAUAAAAUCAAAAACAUUCUA